This is a messenger RNA of Copidosoma floridanum, 1141 nucleotides long. RefSeq names its product Radiation insensitive 1. Gene Ontology annotation, cellular component: checkpoint clamp complex; nucleus. The record is from RefSeq and is a predicted model, not a curated record. Gene Ontology annotation, biological process: DNA damage checkpoint signaling; DNA repair. Lineage: Eukaryota; Metazoa; Arthropoda; Insecta; Hymenoptera; Encyrtidae.
ACACUUUUUACAGUAGAGUCAUCGGCUUUUGUAACAAAAUACCUUUACUUGCAAGCAUGUAUUGGCAGUUUGGUUGGCAUCAGUGAAUUCGGUCAAUCUCAACUGUCAAAUUAUCCAAGAAUCUAAAUUUUGUGAGAUCCUACUAGGAAGAAUUACAGAUAAAAAUUAUGACUGCUGAUAACAAAUUAGUUGCCAAAUUAGGCAAUCUCAAAACUGUUAUUCAACUCUUAAGAUCAAUAAAUUUUAAAGAGAGUGCCACUUGCUAUGCAUCAGAGAAUGGUUUAAAAAUAACGGUCGAAGAAGCAAAGUGUAUGCAGGCUAGUGCUUACAUUCCAAUAAAGCUUUUCGAAGAGUUCACUCUCACAGAAGAUAUUAUUUUUCGAAUUAAUUUAAAUGUUUUUGUUGAAUGUCUAUCUAUGUUUUGGCCUAGCAUAAAUGCACAAGGUAGUGCCGUGGCUUUAGAAAUGCACUACAAGGGAGAAGGACAUCCAGUGACAAUUCUUAUUGAAGAAGAUGGUAUAAUUGUUGAUUGCUCCUUAAAAACCCAAGAUCCGGAUGAAAUUCUGGAUUUUAAUUUAGAUCCUGAAAGUGUUGUAAAUAAAGUACUUUUACAUAGUGAAUUGUUAAAAGAUGUUUUACAAGAGCUUGAUCCUAGCAGCACUCACUUAGAGCUUCUUUUGUCUCCAAAGGCUCCUUAUUUUAUGUUAAGUACAGUUGGAGUCGCUGGUGAAUGUCACGUUGAGCUGCCACACAAUACAGAGUUAAUAGAGACAUUUCAGUGUAAAAAGGAGGCAAAAUCUAAGUACUUGCUCUCUCACAUUAGACCAGCCAUGAAAGCCAUGUCUUGUUCCAAUAAAGUUUCUUUGAGAACCAAUGAGGCUAGCUUAUUAUGUUUUCAAUACAUGAUUAAAACAGACGAUGGAAUUGUUUGUUUCAUUGAGUACUAUAUUUCACCAUUAAUUGAUGAUUAUCUGGAAGAUUAAUUUGUGAGUAAAUUUUGUAACUUACUGAGAAAUAAAAAAAGUAAAAAAUUUGUCAUAUAAAAUUGAGUUUAUGUAAACGUCACACUACAAGAAAAAUUAAAUUUUGAGCCGAGGUUUAAGAAUAUAUCAAUACAGUCCCUAAGUCCCUUACACCUAGU